UCAUCAGAGGACUGCAGCUGUCAGGAAGCGCUGUGCCAACUCCAGAGGCGGUUCAAGGUCCGAGCAGGAGCUGCCACCCGCCUCAGGCUGCCCCGUCUCCGGAUAAGAAGAAUAGACUCUCUCCUGGCUGCCUCUCAGUCAUUCAGUCAGUCAGUCAGUCAGUCAGUCCCGUCCUGGGGUGAGGAGGAAGUCAGUCUCAACAAACCCUCGGAGGAGCCUUGAACCUUUGUGUGCGGUCACAGUCACAGUGAGAGAGGAGCGCAGAUCUGCUGCUGCACACGAUGAUCCCCCGGAUUGCUCUGAGCUCCCAGCCUCUGCGGAACUGCUUGUUCUCCAGAUCUGUUCAGGUUCUGCAGAGACCGUGGACCCGUCAGCCCGGACUGCCUGCAGCCAGCCGAGGGAUCCACGUGGACUCUCCUCCCAGCGUCCCCACUCUGACCACCAGCUAUGCCCACGGCACCUCCUCCACCUCCCUGCUGCACUCCACCAUCGGGGAGACGCUGCUGCAGACGACGGAGCGCUGGCCGGACCGCGAGGCCGCCGUCUUCCUGGAGGACGGCAUCCGCAAGACCUUCGCAGAGUUUCAUCAGGAUGUGGAGCGAGCUGCUGCCGGGCUGCUGGCCAUCGGCCUGCAGAAGGGGGACCGUCUGGGCAUGUGGGGACCCAACACGUAUGAAUGGCUGCUGAUGCAGUUCGCCACCGCCAAAGCUGGAAUCAUACUGGUGUCUGUGAACCCGGCGUACCAGCUGAAGGAGGUGGAGUACGCUCUGCUAAAGGUGGGGUGUAAAGCCAUCGUCUGUCCUCAUCAGUUUAAGACUCAGAAGUACUGUGACAUGCUAAGACAGAUCUGUCCCGAGAUCGACUCGUCCACACCAGGAGACAUCAGGAGCGCCAGACUCCCAGACCUGCGCUCCGUGAUUGUUCUGGACAGUCGGCAGCCAGGAAUGUUCCACUUUGAGGACGUGAUGCAGGCGGGCAGCAGCAGCUUCAUGCAGCAGCUCCACGACCUGCAGAAGAAGUUAUCCUUCGACGACCCCAUCAACAUCCAGUUCACCUCGGGAACGACCGGAGCUCCUAAAGGAGCCACGCUUUCUCAUCACAACAUGGUCAACAACGCUUACUUUGUGGGACGGAGAGUGGGAUACCCCUGGAGGCCUCACACUCGUGUCUGCCUCCCGGUGCCUAUGUACCACUGCUUCGGCUCGGUGGGUGGCGGCCUGUGCAUGUCGGUGCACGGCGUCUCGCUGGUGUUUCCUUCGCGGGGAUACGACGGUCGGGCCAACUUGGCCGCUCUGGAGAGUGAAAGGUGCACCUUCAUCUACGGCACGCCCACCAUGUAUGUGGACAUGGUACACCAGCAGGAGGCGGCAAAGUUCGACCUUUCAUCAGUUCACACGGGCAUCUGUGCUGGCUCCCCUUGUCCUCCAGAACUUGUGAAGAAAGUCAUUUCUGUGAUGGGCGUCAAAGAAUUAACAAUCGGGUACGGCACCACGGAGAACAGCCCCGUGACGUUCUGCGGCUUCCCCACAGACAACCUGGAAAGGAAGGCUGAGACCGUGGGCUACAUCCUGGACCACUUAGAGGCUAAGAUCGUGGAUCCCUCCACAGGGAUGGUGGUUCCUCUGGGGGAGCUCGGGGAGAUCAUGAUCCGAGGAUACUGCGUGAUGCUGGAGUACUGGAAGGAGGAGGCCAAAACCAAGGAGUGCAUCACUAACGACGGCUGGUACAAGACCGGAGACAUCGGCAGCAUGGACGCCUACAGCUACUGCAAGAUCGAAGGUCGGAUCAAAGACAUGAUCAUCAGAGGAGGAGAGAACAUUUACCCUGCAGAGAUCGAACAGUUCCUGCACACACACCCCAAAGUCAUGGAGGCUCAGGUGGUGGGAGUGCAGGAUGCCCGUAUGGGAGAGGAGGUGUGUGCCUGCAUCAAGGUGGUGGCAGGAGAGAAACUCACAGUAGAGGAGAUCACAGAGUACUGCCAAGGACAGAUCUCUCACUUCAAGAUCCCUCGAUACGUACUGACCAUGAACAGCUUCCCGCUCACCGUCACCGGAAAGAUCCAGAAGAUCAAACUCCGGGAGCAGGUGGAGGAGCAGCUCGGACUGAAGAAGAAAUGAGACGUCAGCUCACAUAUGAAGAAUUCAUCGUGUUUCAUAAACACACAGACAUCAGAAACAUCUGGAGGAACAUCUGCCGGCUGCUGAAACCAACUGUGAAAGUGACAAAUACAGUCAGACAGCAAAGACCAAAACCAACAAUUAAUUGAAACAUUUUCUGGGUGAUUACUUUUCUUCAUUGCUUAGAACCAAAUGCACUACUUACUCCAACAAAAACAUUGUUGUGUUUACUUCAAACUACAGUGACCUCAUUAUUUUUGCAUUUCUGACCUCUUUUUUAAUCUUUUUAAGAUCUGUACCUUCACUAUGAACUCAUGGGUCUGGGGUUAAGGGCCACACAGGGUAGAGAGGUUUAUUUACAGAUGUUUUUGUUGGUUUUGGUCUUUCUUUAAGAAAAAUAUAAAAUAACAGCAGCAUUGUCCUGUAACAUCCUGUUUAAUAGAAAUGUGUACAUACAGUGAACUCACUGCUCAACCACUCUGUCAUUUCUUUUAUCCUGCAAAAAAAGCUAUUAAAAUAUUUUUUACAUCAAGUUGAAAUAAACUUUGCACCACAUU
Centropristis striata (black sea bass) is the source of this 2674-nucleotide messenger RNA. It is a transcript of the gene acsf2, whose product is annotated as acyl-CoA synthetase family member 2. Bases 282 to 2117 code for a protein of 611 amino acids. The transcript is spliced from 16 exons. The record is from RefSeq and is a predicted model, not a curated record. Gene Ontology annotation, molecular function: medium-chain fatty acid-CoA ligase activity. Lineage: Eukaryota; Metazoa; Chordata; Actinopteri; Perciformes; Serranidae. Gene Ontology annotation, biological process: fatty acid metabolic process.